This is a messenger RNA of Hypanus sabinus (Atlantic stingray), 7171 nucleotides long. RefSeq names its product suppressor of cytokine signaling 5a (gene socs5a). Gene Ontology annotation, molecular function: 1-phosphatidylinositol-3-kinase regulator activity. Gene Ontology annotation, cellular component: phosphatidylinositol 3-kinase complex. The transcript has 2 exons. Lineage: Eukaryota; Metazoa; Chordata; Chondrichthyes; Myliobatiformes; Dasyatidae. Bases 383 to 1996 code for a protein of 537 amino acids. The record is from RefSeq and is a predicted model, not a curated record. Gene Ontology annotation, biological process: intracellular signal transduction; phosphatidylinositol phosphate biosynthetic process.
GUCAUGGAGUUUCCGCCAGCAGGUUAGGGUGGUCACGUUCCCAUCAAUCUCGCUCCUCGCCGCGGGUGGAUAUUGGCUGCCGUCGAGCUGCGGCCGGGGUAGGAGCGGGGAGCAGCGGCCGGAGUGCCCCGCCGACUGUCGGCUUUCCCCAUCCUCUCCGUGGAAUCUUCACCCGGUUGCUGCCAGGCCAGGCCAGGGCGGGGUGGUGGGGCUGGUUUGUCGGCGGUCUUCUCCUUUUUUCACCCCCCUUUCCGGAUCAAGCCGAGUUCCCGGUUCUUUCCACAGGCGAAAACCCUCCUUCAUUUUGUUUCUGCUGCCUGACGGGCAGCGAUGUUCCUGGAAGUGGGGCUUCUGUGGAUAAGCUGAGAUACGUACCUAACCUAUGGAUAAAGUUGGAAAGAUGUGGAGCAGUUUGAAGUACCGAUGUCAGAAUUUUUUUGUUAAUGACGGUGGAGGCCCAAAUGAAAAUGUUCUGAACUGUUCAAGUUGUUCUGUUGGUAAAAGCACAAAUGCAAAUAUCGAUGAACUGCCUCAGCAGGAAUUAGGAGUUUCAAUGAAUGGAAAUGGAGUUACAACUUUAGUUACAGACACAUGUGUGGCCAUGGACAGAAGAAAUGGAAACUGUGUAUCUCACAUCCCAGAGGUUGUUGAAGCAGAUUUGGAUAAAGAAAAUGAUAAUUUGGCUGCUGAAUCAGAAUCUCACCUUGUUCGAAGAGACUCUUAUUCUCGUCAUGCUCCUUGGGGAGGGAAGAAGAAACACUCCUGCUCGACAAAAACCCAAAUGUCAUUUGAAACAGUUAAACGCUUUAGUAGAACAAGAUCUGGUUUACAAAGGCGGGAAAGACGAUAUGGUGUAAGUUCCAUCCAUGACAUGGAGAGUUUGUCUAAUCGUGGUAUGACACGUCCAUCUAUACGCCAGCGUUUCCAAGAAACUGUAGGACUCUGUUUUCCAUUACGGACACAUACUAAACAGCCAAAGAACUUGUUGUCAAGUAGGCGAAAAAUUUUGCUGUCUGAACUGAUGCUUGAAAAAUGUCCUUUUCCCGCUGGAUCAGAUCUAGCCCAGAAAUGGCAUCUUAUUAAGCAACAUACAGCUCCUGUGAGCUCACAGUCAACCUGUUGGCUUGAAACACUUGAUCCUACUUUUUCUUCUACAGAAGAUGAAGAAGAUAGGCUUAGGGAAAGACGAAGGCUUAGUAUUGAAGAAGGGGUUGAUCCUCCUCCCAAUGCCCUUAUACACACUUUUGAGGCAACUGCACAAAUUAAUCAAACAUACAAGCUGGGACCAAAGUUAGCACCUGGAAUGAGUGAGCUUCCUGGUGACGGUCGUGGAGUGACAAAUGGUGACUGGGACUUGGAAGAGGAUUCUACUACUCUUUGUCUCCAAGCACGGAAACAGAAAACACGGCAGAUGCCAGGAGAAAAUAUUGGUCUUGCUGCCAGACCUGGGCCCUGGAAAGUUCACACACAAAUUGAUUACAUUCAUUGCCUGGUUCCAGAUUUGCUUCAGAUUACAAGUAACCCUUGUUAUUGGGGGGUCAUGGAUCGUUAUGAAGCUGAGGCCCUCCUUGAUGGCAAGCCUGAAGGCACAUUUCUACUCAGGGACUCAGCACAAGAGGACUACCUCUUCUCAGUGAGCUUCCGUCGUUAUAACCGCUCCUUGCAUGCCAGGAUUGAGCAGUGGAAUCACAAUUUUAGUUUUGAUGCCCAUGAUCCCUGUGUUUUCCACUCCUCCACAGUAACUGGCCUCCUGGAACAUUAUAAGGAUCCUAGUUCAUGCAUGUUUUUUGAACCUUUGCUGACUGUUCCACUGACCAGGACUCUUCCCUUCAGCCUGCAGUACAUCUGCCGUGCAGCCAUUUGUUGUUGUACAACAUAUGAUGGAAUAGAUGCACUUCCACUUCCCCCACCUCUACAAGAGUAUCUGAAAGAGUACCACUAUAAACAAAAAGUACGAGUGCGAUGGUUAGAACGCGAACCAUCAAAGGUUAAAUAAGCACUCAUCUUUUUUAUAUAUCACUGAUAUUUCUGACACCUCCUCUUCCCCGGAUGUAUGGGACUUUAUUAAAAUUUUGUUCAGAAUGAAUAAGACUUGAAUUAAGUCGCAAUACGUGGUUACUCCAUUUUGCAACUUCCUUUUAGUGUACUUUGGCACUUUGUGUCUGUAAUUUAGUGGAUACUGCAGGUCCAUAUACAGAUUAACAUGCAUGUAUUUAUUAUGUUGACAGUUAGCAAUUUUCUAGCUUUGCAGUUGUCUUUGAGGGGUGCGGUCAAAAUUAAUUUAGAGCAAUUAUGGAGCUCUCUGCAGAACUGAUACAGAAAUUAUAUAUUUACUAUAAAAUCUUUGAAGUAGUGGUGAAAUUGAAUUUUAAGGAACUGCCAUUUGAGAUUGAACACCUUUAUGUAUUUUGGCGUUGAAAUUGAAUGAAUUUGAUCAGGCUUUUAAGGAUUUUGAUUUGGAUAUCAGAAAUGCCUGCUCUAUUUUUGCGAUAAUAAAUUCUCUGGGCCAUUAAAGAUGGUGAUUAUAUGCCUGGUGGUUACAAAAUGCAGCUCAAGUAUAUUAUAACCAAUGUCUGAUCCCUUUUUACCAUUUUGAAAUCACUUUCAAGCAUUUGUUUCUGGAAUGCAUAUGACCGCUUCAUGGCAUCUCUUCUAAUGAAAUAUUUGAUGGCCAUGACUAACAAAGUAUCAUCCCUUGCAUUUUCUGAGUGUGAUUUUGGUUGUGUAAUAAAUCUGAAUAGUACAGGAAACCCAAUUCUGCUUUUAAUUAAAAUCUGAGAAUGCAGUGGAAGAUAUCUUUAAAUUAUGUUUAGAAAUAUAGAUAGAGGAUACAGGUGGUUUGCUUUUGCUGUCUGAGCAGAAAUCUAUAUUUUUAUUCUUCAGAGUAAUCAUUUUGGAAAUUAAGGGUGAAAAUUACAUCAAGAACAUUAAAGUAGAUGAAAAGUACAUUAGAAAGUUGAUUUGACUACCUAGAAAAGUUGGAAGGUAAACAAAUAAGCCAUAGCACCUUUAUUGCAGUUGGGUGCUAUGCUAGAUUAAGUAAUGGAAAAAUGAGAUUCCUUGGGCGAAAAUUCAAUAGGAGAGUGCUAACAUAGGAAAACCCUUGCUGCUGUGCAAGUUUCUCAAAUACAUGCUGUUAGUAUAAUACUGUUAGAGGCAUUUUAAAAUGGUGCCACUUAUUUUCUAAUACGUUGGUAACCAUUAGAUAAUUUGGGACCCAAGACCAGCCAAAAUUGCAUUUUGGUAAUUUUAAAAGCAUCUAGUUAAUAUGGGAUUUUUGUCAUUUAACUUGGCAUUGUAUGAUUGAAAACUAGAAUGCUUCCUACCUAUUUGGCCUUUGUUUUGAUAUUCACAUAUUAUCAUUAAUGGGUCAGUGUCACUUUCACUUUAAAUAGUAAUGCCACCAUCUGAAAGUUUCCUUUUAGUGUUCUAUUUUAGUUCCAGAAUUCUUAAUGUUUUUGAAGCAACACAAGUUUUUAAGUAGCUGCUAUACUGAUCAGAAGCUCAAUAGUUGCUCGAUAAAGCUACAGUGUGAUCCUCUCUGUGCCAAUGUGAUCAUAGGCAGCUAUUGUAACCUUGGCUGUGCAGCUUACUCCUAUCCAAAUUUAGUUUAUUUUUUUCUGUAUUAAGAUAACUAACAAGCCAUGCUGCGUACCUUCUCAUUUGACAGAGUAGCUUUUAGCAAGUUAACUUUCUGUUAGAGAAAAUAAUUAGAUAGUUUGUGGAACUGGAUUGUUUCUAAUGGUCUUUGAUUAACAAUCUUAGUGCAACCAGGAUUUUUUUUUAUAUAAUUGUUUCAAGCACUAAAGGCAUUGGAAGGCUAAGCAAUUUAAUAUGUAUUGGAAGCCUUAAAUUGUUUCCAGAUCAACUAAGUGAAGUUAUCAAAACUAAGUAUAAGCACUUGUUGUAUUCCAUAUUUUAAAGAUUAAUCUCAUUUUACAUGAAUUGCUUUUAUAAUGUUAAUAUUUUUCUAUUGUAUGCUGUGCAAGCAUAUCCUGGAAAACCCUUGACCACCCUAACAUCCCCUUGGGGUUAUUGGAUUAAUUUUAAGAUGUAUUGUUAACAGGUGCCGUGAAAGUUAAAACUGCAGCAACUGCUUUCAAUUUUAAGCUAAUUAGUAAACUUGUAAAUACACGUACUUCAUAUUUGUAAAAAUCAAUUCUGACUGUUUAGUAUAAAGGUCUAAUUCUUGUCACACAAGUAGAAUGUGUCAGUUUUAAUGUCUUAUUAAAUGUUCAGAUGUUGCACAUUUAAACUUUAAACAUUUGUAUCAACUGUCUGGCAACCUUUCAAUAUUUCAUCUCUAAUACCUGGUUUUGCUUUCAUUUGAGAUUUCAGUAAAUUAUCGGAAUAAUUAGUAUGUCUGCAAGGGCAAGCAUCUUUAUUCUUUUCUGGCAUUGUGCAUUCUGAAUUGUAGAAAUGGUUCAACUGCAUCAAUUCUUUGAUGCAGGCUUCUGAAUAGCAUUUGUUGCACCUCAUUUACAAGUUAGGCAUUUUUUUUAAAAAGCAAUAAUAUUUUGGAACAAAUAUGCCAAUAACAAGACUUGUCUUGAAGCUUGAAUUACUACAUAGCUUGUACCAUUUUCCAGUUCAAAAAAUUCUCAAUUUCUGAAUAUUUUAAUUUGUUUCAUUAGGUGUAAAAUGGGACUGUAAGAAAAGUUCAAAAGGCAUAUCAAAGUUAACAAUGUUUUUCUUUCCCCAAAUUGGUUCUAUAUAUAUACAAGGUAUUAUAAAUCUGGCAGAAUUUUCUGUUCUCCAGGCUUUUUAUUAAUAAUUGGCUCCCUUUCAAAGCAUUGUGCAGAAGUAGGACAAUGCCAACUAAUGAAGUAAAUUUUGCAUUAUUCACAGAAAUGCAGAUUGUCUUUUCCAGGAAUUUCUUGUGCAAUCAGCAUUAGAUUAAUUGGGCAUUGAUUUCCCAGGCAUUUGUGAAAUGGUGCUGGUGGAAACAAGUUGCAGAAUUUGAGAAGGAAGGCCAGAAAACAAUGAACAACAAAUACCUGGAACUCAUUUGAAUGAAAGGCAAUAUACAAUAUUUACAUUUCAGCUCUACUGGACUCUUGAACCAUUUCCACAAAUAUCUGGUUCCUGCGUUAAUCAAAUUCAAAUUAUGAAUGAUAUGGAUGUUUAAAAAACAUUAAAAAGUUGACAAUGGAUCUUUCAAAAAUCUUUUAAUAUGUCCAGAUUUAUAGUUUAAUACUCAUCUUUGUGGAUGUUGAAGAAAUUUUAAAAAUUUGAUCAGUCAUAAUUUGAGAUGGGCUCUAAUUUUGCCUUUGCGUACUGAGCUGAGUGUUCUCUGUAAUGCGUUAAAGUUCUUCCUUCUAGUCUACCGUCUUUGAGGUGCUUUCACUUUAUAUUCCUGCAUCUCCAAGCUGUUUUGUCCAGAGCAACGACUUGUCAAGGAUGCCAUCCCAAUGAAUACAAAAGGUUUAACAUUACAUUGUACCUGCACAGUAUGUGGAAACUGUAUAUCUACAGCUACAUACUAAAUUAGAUUAGCAUCACCAAUUCUCAAUUUUUAUUUUGUAACUUUUUUAAAUUUGUGAAUUAAAACUGCAUUCUAUUAAUUUAAUAUUUCUAUGGCCUCCAGUUGAUAGUUCUUUGAAACCAAACAAAAUUGUUUCAGGCUAGGUACUGUUUAUGUUAGACCAUUUUAUCACUGUUUUGCUUGUCUAGAUUUUCAUAACUGUACUUCAUGGAUGCAGAAGCAAAAUAAUUCAAAUGGAUUUGAAUAGGUAAUAUUGAUCAACUAUAUUGGUUAAUUUCCAUUAAAAAAAAUACCUUCCUUAUUUUAAGGAUAAAAUUGCAUCCAGGUUGUAGUGCAAGGAAAAGCUCUUGAUUUCCUCAUAAUUUUCCUCUUGGGCUUGGAAUGACGGCAAAUAUUUUGUUUAUUGACAUUGUAAGCUUAGAAUUUGGGCAGUCUUAGUUCAGUUUCCAUAACUGUUCCUAAACUAGUACACAAUUUAACAGUAGGGGCACCUUGUUAGGGAAUUAGAAUUCAGUUCUAAUUAAUUUAAAUCCCAACAAGUAUUAUGCAAUUGGUGCUAGCAAGUUUCAUAUUCUUUAGUCACUGUUUCAGACCAUUAAAGUUGUCCUUUUAUACUGGUGAAAGAUGCUAUCACGGUUGCAACACCUGUCCUAAUUAUUUUGAACUAUUAUGUUGAUUGUUUUAAAAAAUAUUUUUCAUGAUGGAUGCUGAGGAGAAGAUGUUUUGUUACUCAUUGUUUUUGUGCUGUGGACUAGUGACUUUUUAUUCUAAAGCACUUUACAAGAGUUUUAAACCUAUCAAUACUAGAUUCAUUAAUUAUUCCUCAGUUUAUUUUUCAAAUGGGCAAGCUUUUCUUUUUAAAAAAAAAGGCUAUAAAUACUAUGGAGCAUUACAUUCUUUUGAUAGAAGGAACCAAAGCUUAGUGAAGAUGUAUUUUUUCAGCAAGAUGGUGAAAAGGUCCAUUUGGGUUGAGCAACAGUUGCUAAAUUGUGUACAUGUAGUUUUGGCUUUUAUCUGUACUGUUAGACUCGAAUACCAUUUUUUAAGAAAAAUUUUCUAAAAAAUACAAUACAUUAUAAUCGUUGUGAGCACUAUGAGCUAUGGCGUGGAAAGCCAUGUUUGAUAGUGCACCUGAUUGCUUCUAACUGUCAUAUAUUGCAUUAAGGUUCGUCAAAUGUGCUGUCGAACAGUAUUUUUGCAACUUAGCUGAAAGCUUUUUAUUUGCUCAAGUUUUUAACCCCUCAUAGAUUUGUGCACUUUGAGAUUUUUUUUAAAAAUCUACUUUUUUUUGUGGGGGAUGUUUGUGCGUGCCUAUUGGCAUAUUAAGUGCUUUGAUGUAAGCUACUCGCUAUAGGUAUGUAAAGGUAAUUAUUGCUGUUUAUAACCAAAUGUUAGUGUUUAUGAAUUUAAAACCAACUGACUACAUUUUUUCUGAAAGAUCCAGCUACAUCGCCAAUUUUGUAAUAUGCAUUCUGUUAUACUCUUAACAAGUAAAUGCUUGUUUAGGGUAUUGUUUACGUUGCAUAUAAAAUCCUGUAUUAUCUGUAGAAUAAUGCUCAUUCUGACAUGUACAAUAGAAUUUCAGUUUAUUUUGCUAUAUAUUGCAUCUAUCUUCUCUUCCACCCUGCAGGCUUUUUUGGUGUUCUCUGGCUUCAUUGUCUUAAUAUAGAAUAAAGACUACGCACA